AUGGGAUUCCUUGUGUGUACAAGCUGCUUCUCUCUCUCUGAUAUUCGGGAUUCUGAAGACACACGCAGCCCCCAGCUGUCCUCUAACUAUGAACAGCAAUGCCUUUGAUGACCAGUAUGAAGGCUGCGAAUGGGAAAUGGACAAUGCAAUCAAAUCCUACCUACUUGAGCAAGAAAAAGAAGCUAACCCUGAUUUUAGUCUUGCCUGGGAUUUCGCAAUGGAGGCAUGGAACGAAAACAAAGAGUAUCUAAGCGAAGAAAUCCCUGAUGGUUUCCGGGAUGAGUAUGGAGUUGCCAUUAUCAUUUACUCCAAUGACACGGUCUAUUCUGAUUUUAAUGAAGCUGUGAGGAAUUACGACCGGGAAGAUUUCAACUACCAUUCCCUGCAUUUCUUUAUGACCCGAGCCAUGAACCUCCUGAAGGUGGACUGUCCAUCGCCUGUGUACAGAGGGAUAAACAGGGUACGUCUGUUACCUGAGCAUAUCGGGGAGACAAUCCGAUUUGGACAGUUCACCUCUUCCUCCAGGAACCAAACGGUAGCAGAGAACUUUGGGACGGGGACUUUCUUCAACAUAAGCACCUGCUUUGGGGCGGACAUACACAAUUUAUCCUCUUAUCCAGGGGAAGAGGAGGUUCUUAUACCGGUAGAUGAGGUCUUUGAAGUGACCCACUUUACCAGGGAUUAUGGCGAAAGCAGAUUUGUCCUUAAAACGACAAAAGCCAGAUGUCAUUACUACAACUGUGACUUCUUACAAAAAGGUGGGAAAUCCAAUACAUGUGUGUAUAGCAGAGGUGUGAAGGAGCUGUUUCCACCAGCGGUGAUUUCACUCUCGUUUUCUUUACUGAUAUUCAUCUUGAAGGACAUAACUGAGUGUUGA
Staurois parvus is the source of this 877-nucleotide messenger RNA. The record is from the annotation of a GenBank genome assembly. Lineage: Eukaryota; Metazoa; Chordata; Amphibia; Anura; Ranidae.